Messenger RNA from Mizuhopecten yessoensis (Yesso scallop), 1125 nucleotides. RefSeq lists its product as uncharacterized. Bases 153 to 575 code for a protein of 140 amino acids. The transcript is spliced from 3 exons. NCBI's taxonomy places the organism in Eukaryota, Metazoa, Mollusca, Bivalvia, Pectinida, Pectinidae. The record is from RefSeq and is a predicted model, not a curated record.
CGUUAUUAUCUCAGAUAAAUGUUUUCUGUGAUCCUAUUCGGCUUCUGUAAAUAUCUUUUAUAGUUGGUCGUGGACUUAAAUCUACAGUUUCGGUUUGUAAAGCGAAUUAAAGGAGUGAACUGUGCAGGAAAGCUGAGGGAUUUUCACAGGUCAUGGCGGUUUGUAAAAAUUUGGACCAGUAUAAGAUUGAGGGUUAUAAUGACCAGUACACAGUACCAGAGAUUAACAAACGACACAUGGCUAAAUUGGAGGUCAAGGUGUGUGGAAAUGAAGGAACAGUUGGGGAUGAAAAACAAGAGGACUUACGAAAAUUCUUUCAUGCAGCGAUUGACCAAAUACAAAAGGAAAAACCCGAGGUUUGGAAGAAUGCUAAGAUUGUUAUUCAGGACAUGUACGGACAGUCAAUAGCUAUUACUGCUGGGAAAGGAGAGUACAAAUUUACCCUCCAACACGACAAUAAAGGGGAAAUACAGGUGUACCGAGAGGGGAAAAGCGGAUGGCCAAGUUUGCAAGAUAUUCUGUCAACUUUGCCUAUUAUCGGACGUUUUUUUGAUGAUCAAACACAGCAAAAUUGACUAUCGGCAUUGAAACAUUUUUGAUAAAUGCACCUGUUCAUAAUUGUAUUUAUCAUACACAUUCAUAUGUACCCUUAUUUAAAUUUAAGGGGAACAUUGUCCUAUAUUGGUGGAUAAAGAGUGAAACAAGUAUCCGACUUUAACCUGUCAGUUUGUUUAUCGAUCGAAAAAUCACUGUGAACAAUAGAAAUAUAGAAAUGAAUAUUUGAACUUGUUGCUUGAAGAAUUGUUGUUUUUGAAUGCCUGAAAAACAGUACCGUUAAAAUAAAAAAGAUUAAGUAUAUGGCAUAAGGAUAUAACAAGUUUCUAGAAGCUUGCUAUAUAUCACUAACCUCUCUUUUUCGCCUCACUUGCCCAAAGGACUAGGACAUUGGCACGGCUUCUGUCAUCAGUACUUCAUCCUGAAUAACCAAGUGGCUCAGAGUCUGAUAUAAAAUACCAUAUGGCAUCGUUUUUUGUAUCGCGUUUUAUUGGCUUACAAUUGACGGGGCUCGACUUAUGGACCAGUUUAUGGAUUUAUCAGUCAUUGUCACAUUGAAACCAUACAAGG